Molecule: messenger RNA, 1635 nt
Organism: Plasmopara halstedii
Lineage: Eukaryota; Oomycota; Peronosporomycetes; Peronosporales; Peronosporaceae
Product: Protein involved in plasmid maintenance/nuclear protein involved in lipid metabolism
Exons: 1
Coding region: 1-1635 (544 amino acids)
Molecular function (GO): phosphatidate phosphatase activity
Source: RefSeq, a predicted model, not a curated record
AUGGACGCAACUGUCCCGGCAUCCCCGCUACCGAAAGUCCCAUCGGCAGACGAUAUAAAUGACUCCAACAACAUUGAAAGAGUUCCAAUGCCAUUGUCACUUUCGCCCGUCAAGUCUUUUUCCACGAGCAUAAUCGACGACCACGAGAGUUACGACCUCUUCGGUGUUGAUCAGGCUAGUACAGUCGUAAAGAAACUCGCACUUAAUUCGGGUACAGCUUCAGUAGAAGAAGGAGGUCCUGGCGAGUUAUCUGUGCAAGCUGCGGAUUCGGUGUCUCCCGUUAUUAACGACCUUUUUCCGCCAUUGUCGUCUACAGAUGAGUUAGAGCCGGCAGUGAAGAAGUCAGAGCAUCUUUCCUCGUCUAGUACACUCGAUAGCAGAGAUAGGAUAAGCAGCACUUCUACUGAUGUUCUAAAUAGCGAUGGAUCGAUUUCAGCAGGGUACACUUCUAAUACAUUGCAGGUUGCUAUGACGAACGAGCAGACUGCUGCACCGUCGUAUAAGCUGUCGGGCAAUGCAGUGGACAUUGUUGCUGUUAAAAACACGGAUGGGAAGUAUCUUACGACGUCGUGGCAUGUAUCAUUUUCAUGGUCGCGCUUUCGAACAAAGUUUGCCGCUGGUGUGGGCGAUAUGGUCAGGAUUCUUGUGAAUGGUCGAGAAUUACCGACGAAGAUGGAGUUGCAGGAACGUGGUCGCUGUACGUUUGUCACGGGUGGAUUGGUCAUUCCACCUGAAGAUUUGUGUUUUGCUGAUCUGACUGAGAACCGUCCAAACCUUGUACGAUUUGAGCACUACCAGAAGUAUACGAACACAGUUCGCUAUGUGGAUACAAAGCUGCAUCUGUGGGGACCGAACGAAUCGGUCGUCGUUGUUGACUUAGAUGGUACACUAACAAUCAGUGACGUGGAGGGCCACAUUCGUACCCUGCGUCUUGGUCAGUACGACUUUCUGCAUGCAGGAGCCUGCGAUUUCUUCACCAAGUUGCAUGAGCUUGGGAUGCGUAUUGUAUACCUUACAGCACGUCCACUUGACUGGGCAUCAGCAUCGCGAACGCAUUUGGAGAAUGCAGAGCAACAGUCGAUUUCACUACCGCCCGGAGUUCUCAUUACCAAUUCUACUGGUCUCACUGGUGCAUUAUUCACAGAAGUUGUGAACAAGACACCGCAUCUAUUCAAGAUUCAAGUUUUGAAUGAGUUACAGCUGACACUUAUUCACGCCGGGCGUGUAACUGAACACCCUGUCUUCGUGGCAGGUUUCGGUAAUCGCCCUACUGAUAUUGUGGCUUACCAGGAAGUUGGUAUGGAUCCAAGUCUUAUCUUUAUGUUGGACCCGUAUUCUAAUGUGAAGGCCGUAUCUGACCCACGUCUGUACGAAUCCUACAGCGAUCCGAACGCGCUGCUGUGGCUGCUACCGAAGCUCAAGCAUCGGGUGCCUAUCGAAAAAGUCGGUCGAAUCGAUGACUAUACUGUUCGCGAACUCGUGUUGGCAGAAGAUCGUGAACAGCUACGCGUGGCUGAGAUGCAAGCGCGUCGAAUGCAGCAGGAGGAGUUUGACCGUGCCCGAGAAGAAGCUGAGAAAGCUCGGCAACCCUUCAAUAAUAGUUUUCGCGUCAGCAGCAGAAGUCUAUUGAGGUGA